AUGGUGAAGCAGAUCGAAGGCAAGGAAGAUUUUCAGGCAGCCUUGAACAGUGCUGGAGAUAAACUCGUAGUAGUUGACUUCUCAGCCACAUGGUGCGGGCCUUGCAAAAUGAUCAAGCCUUUCUAUCAUUCCCUCUCUGAAAAGUAUGGCAAUGUGGUGUUCCUCGAAGUUGAUGUGGAUGACUGUCAGGAUGUUGCUUCUGAGUGUGAAGUCAAAUGCAUGCCAACGUUUCAGUUUUAUAAAAAGGGACAAAAGGUGGGUGAAUUUUCUGGUGCUAAUAAGGAAAAACUUGAAGCCACCAUUAAUGAAUUAAGCUAAUCGUGUUUUAUGUAAACAUAAACAGCCAUCAGCUGUUAAAAAGUUAACUUUUUUUAUUUACAAAAAAGAAAGAUCAAGUAUGAAGACUAUAUACCCAACUGCCAUCUGAUUGUAAAUGACAAUAAAAUAUUAAUUCU
Molecule: messenger RNA, 455 nt
Organism: Orycteropus afer afer
Lineage: Eukaryota; Metazoa; Chordata; Mammalia; Tubulidentata; Orycteropodidae
Gene: TXN
Product: thioredoxin
Molecular function (GO): protein-disulfide reductase activity
Source: RefSeq, a predicted model, not a curated record